CUCCAAGCAGGAAUGAGUGAGGAGACAAAUUAUACAGUGGAGAUUUUGGCUCUCACUUCAAGAGUGAGAGAAAGCCUAGGCCCCACCCCGGCCUGAAUAUAAAGGGGUGUCCUGGGGUCCUGUUGCCCAGAGUCAGUCUGAGUUGAACUGGACAUUGAGCUGUCAACAUGGCUACCACUACCACUGUCAGACAGUACUCCACUUCUGGAUCCAUGUCAGGUGUCUGUGGACUGGGCGGCGGCUCUUCCCGAAUGUCUUCAGUUCGGGUUGGGGGGGCCUGCCUGGCUCCAAGUCUCCUGGGGGCCGGCAGCUGUGGGAAUAUGUCGGUCACAUCAUCCCGCUUUACCUCCAGCUUGGGGAGCAGCUAUGGCGGCGGCUACGGCAGUGGCUACACCUGCAACCUGGGAGGGGGUUUUGGCUCUAGCUAUAGCGUAGGGGAUGCCCUUCUGGGAGGGAGCGAGAAGGAGACCAUGCAGAACCUCAACGACCGCCUGGCCUCCUACCUGGACAAGGUGCGUGCCCUGGAGGAAGCCAACACUGACCUGGAGCUGAAGAUCCGGGACUGGUACAAGAAGCAGGGCCCGGGGCCUGCCCGGGACUACAGCCCUUACUUCAAGACCAUUGAGGACCUGAGGAAUAAGAUCCUGGCUGCCACCAUCGACAAUGCCAGCUUGGUCCUGCAGAUUGACAAUGCCCGACUGGCUGCGGAUGAUUUCCGUACCAAGUAUGAGACUGAGCUGAACCUGCGUAUGAGUGUGGAGGCUGACAUCAAUGGCCUGCGCAGGGUGCUGGAUGAGUUGACCCUGGCCAGGGCUGACCUGGAGAUGCAGAUUGAAAACCUGAAGGAGGAGCUGGCUUACCUUAAGAGGAAUCAUGAGGAGGAAAUGAAUGCUCUUCGUGGCCAGGUUGGGGGGGAUGUCAAUGUGGAGAUGGAUGCGGCCCCUGGGGUGGACCUCAGCCGCAUCUUGUCGGAGAUGCGAGACCAGUAUGAGAAGAUGGCUGAGAAGAACCGCAAGGAUGCUGAGGACUGGUUCUUCAGCAAGACGGAAGAGCUGAACCGCGAAGUGGCCACCAAUACCGAAGCCCUGCAGAGCAGCAAGACGGAAAUCACGGAGCUGAGACGCACUGUCCAGAACCUGGAGAUUGAGCUGCAGUCCCAGCUCAGCAUGAAAGCUUCCCUGGAGGGCACCCUGGCUGAGACAGAGGCUCGCUAUGGUGCCCAGCUGGCCCAGCUCCAGGGCAUGAUUAGCAGCAUUGAGCAGCAGCUGUGUGAGCUCCGCUGUGACAUGGAGCGCCAAAACCAGGAGUACAAGAUUCUGCUGGACGUGAAGACCCGGCUGGAGCAGGAGAUUGCUACCUACCGUCGUCUGCUGGAGGGAGAGGACGCCCAUCUGGCUUCUCAAUAUUCUUCUGCUCUGAGCUCCCAGUCUGGCCGAGAUGCCAUGGUGACCAGCCGCCAAGUGCGCACCAUUGUGGAGGAGGUCCAGGAUGGGAAAAUAGUGUCUUCGAGGGAGCAGGUCCACCGCUCCACUCACUAAGCCUGCAGCUGGCACCUUGCUGGGCAACAUGGAGAAGGGGGGGUAUUUCCUUUAUCACCAUGGCAGGGGAUCCCUGUCAGGGUCUUGUUCUCUGAGCUAACAUUUUCCUACAUUGGCUUUUUGCUGCCUCAUUUCCCUGAAACUCCAUAUUCUAUUAAAUCAUAUUCUAUUAAAGCUUUU
Molecule: messenger RNA, 1718 nt
Organism: Sarcophilus harrisii (Tasmanian devil)
Lineage: Eukaryota; Metazoa; Chordata; Mammalia; Dasyuromorphia; Dasyuridae
Product: keratin, type I cytoskeletal 42
Exons: 8
Coding region: 168-1538 (456 amino acids)
Cellular component (GO): keratin filament
Molecular function (GO): structural molecule activity
Source: RefSeq, a predicted model, not a curated record